AUGCCCCACUCAUCGGCUUCGAGCUCGUCGGGAAGCUCUCGGUCAUCCUCAAGAUCAUCUUCGGCCUCAUCCUUGCGCUCGGGGAGUUCCAAGAAGUCGAGAUCUUCCCAGGUCUCUCACUCCAACAUUAAGAGUGACCACUGGGCUGUAUCCUUCAUGAAAUGGACCACCGGCGCUCCGCUCGGGAAGCCUCUAUCGCUACGAAGAACCAAGGUCCACGAGAUUGACGAGACUUGGGGCUUGUACCAGGACGAUGCUUCAAUGUACAGCGAUUGCUCUUACACCCAUUAUGCGUGGGUAACCCCAAGAUUCGACGACAGCAUUUCCGAAAUAGCGUCCAGGACAAGUAGUCGCUCGUCUGGCCGUCUUCGGAGGAAACACCGCUCCAGAGCCCCGCCUCGCUUCGGACCGUCUCCCGCCAUGCACCCGCCACCUCUCUUCGCGCAACACCCACAUCCACCGGGACCGCCUCCUCCACCGUUCAUGUCGCCCCAGCACACAUUUCACGAUAACCAUGGCUACGAAGGCGAAGACGACGACGACGACGAGGAUGUCGAGAGCGGUUACGAAGAUUACGGCACAGAACCGCAAUUCCACCCACAUCCUCACCCUCCUUUCCCGCCAGCGUCCGCACACCCGCCAGCCCCGGGUGGCGAAGCUCCCUUCAUCGUUCUGAACGGCGGUGGCGGCGGCGCUCACAAAUACACGCCUUGGUGA
Molecule: messenger RNA, 717 nt
Organism: Colletotrichum gloeosporioides
Lineage: Eukaryota; Fungi; Ascomycota; Sordariomycetes; Glomerellales; Glomerellaceae
Exons: 1
Coding region: 1-717 (238 amino acids)
Source: RefSeq, a predicted model, not a curated record